Pipistrellus nathusii (Nathusius's pipistrelle) is the source of this 1242-nucleotide messenger RNA. Lineage: Eukaryota; Metazoa; Chordata; Mammalia; Chiroptera; Vespertilionidae. The record is from the annotation of a GenBank genome assembly.
AUGGCCUCCCCGCGCCUCGGGACCUUCUGCUGCCCCACGCGGGACGCCGCCACGCAGCUCGUGCUGGGCUUCCAGCCGCGCGCCUUCGCCGCCCUGUGCCUGGGCAGCGGCGCGCUCCGCCUGGCGCUCGGCCUCCUGCAGCUGCUGCCCCGGCGCCGGCCCGCGGCCCCCGCCCCGUCCCCCCCGGCCCCGCCGGCGCCGGCCCGCGCCCCCGCCUCCACCCGAAUCCUGCGCGCCGCCCUGGCCUGCGACGUGCUCGGCUGCCUGGGUAUCGUGGUCCGCGCGGCGGUGUGGCUGGGACUCCCUGACUUCGUCCAGAACCUGUCUGCGGGGAAUGGGACAGCCAUCUGGCCUGCCGCCUUCUGCGUGGGGAGUGCGGUAUGGAUCCAGCUGUUCUACAGCACCUGCUUCUGGUGGCUGUUCUGCUACGCGGUGGACGCCUACCUGGUGAUCCGGAGGUCAUCGGGGCUGAGCAUCAUCCUGCUCUACCACCUCAUGGCCUGGGGCCUGGCCGCGCUGCUCUGCGCCGAGGGGCUGCUCAUGCUGUACUACCCGUCCCUGUCCAGGUGUGAGCGGGGCCUGGAGCACGCCGUCCCGCACUACGUGAGCGCCUACCUGCCGCUGCUGCUCGUGCUGCUGGCCAACCCGGUGCUGUUCGGCAAGACGCUCUCGGCAGUGGCCUCGCUACUCAAAGGGCGGCAGGGCGUGUACUCGGAGAAGGAGAGGCGCAUGGGCGCCAUGAUCAAGACCCGCUUCUUCAAAAUCAUGCUGGUCGUCGUCGUCUGCUGGUUGUCCAACAUCAUUAACGAAAGCCUUCUCUUCUACCUGGAGAUGCAACCGGACAUCGAAGGAGGCGCUCUGAAAUAUGUCAGAAAUGCGGCCAAGACCACGUGGUUUAUUAUGGGCAUUCUGAAUCCCGCCCAGGGCUUCCUCCUGUCGCUGGCCUUCUAUGGCUGGACCGGAUGCCGCCUGGACUUCCAGUCUCGCCGGAAGGAGAUCCAGUGGGAACCCAUGACCAGCUCGGCCGCCGAACGGGCCUGCCCGGCCCACCAGGGCCCCUGCGUGCCUGGGGGCAGCCCCGCCUCCAGGAAGGUGGCACGUGAGGGCGGCCACACGUCUGACGAGGCCCUGAGCAUGCUGUCUGGAGGGUCCGACGCCAGCACAAUCGAAAUCCACAUCGCAAGCGGGUCCCGCCAGACGAAUGAGGGGGAAGCUGUUCCCCAAAUCCAGGGAGACCUGUGA